This is a messenger RNA of Salvelinus namaycush (lake trout), 2613 nucleotides long. RefSeq names its product potassium voltage-gated channel, Shab-related subfamily, member 1 (gene kcnb1). The transcript has 3 exons. The coding region runs from base 1 to 2613 and encodes 870 amino acids. Gene Ontology annotation, biological process: potassium ion transmembrane transport; protein homooligomerization. Gene Ontology annotation, cellular component: voltage-gated potassium channel complex; membrane. The record is from RefSeq and is a predicted model, not a curated record. Lineage: Eukaryota; Metazoa; Chordata; Actinopteri; Salmoniformes; Salmonidae. Gene Ontology annotation, molecular function: protein binding; delayed rectifier potassium channel activity.
AUGGGGUUGACUAAGACCGGCUCGCGGUCGACCGCAUCUCUCCCCCCGGAACCGGUGGACAUCAUCCGCAGCAAGUCAUGUUACCGCCGAGUACGGCUCAACGUUGGGGGGCUUCCACACGAGGUCCUCUGGAGAACGUUGGAUAGAUUACCGCGCACCCGGUUAGGGAAACUACGAGACUGCAACACCCACGACUCGCUCAUGGAGGUAUGUGACGACUACAACUUGGACGAGAAUGAGUACUUUUUCGACAGGCACCCGGGGGCGUUCACGUCCAUUCUGAACUUCUACCGGACCGGUAAGCUCCACAUGAUGGAGGAGAUGUGCGCCCUGUCGUUCAGUCAGGAGCUGGACUACUGGGGCAUAGAUGAGAUCUACCUGGAGUCCUGCUGCCAGGCCAGGUACCACCAGAAGAAAGAACAGAUGAACGAGGAGCUCAAAAGAGAGCAAGACACCUUGAACGACAGAGACGGAGAAGAGUUCGACAACACGUGUUGUGCCGACAAACGAAAGAAACUCUGGGACCUUCUAGAAAAGCCUAGUUCGUCCGUCGCAGCCAAGAUCCUAGCCAUCAUCUCCAUCCUGUUUAUCGGGCUGUCCACCAUCGCCCUGUCCCUCAACACCCUGCCUGAGCUGCAGGACACAGACGAAUUUGGACAUGCCUCAGACAACCCCCAGCUGGCCCACGUAGAGGCCGUCUGCAUCGCCUGGUUUACUAUGGAGUACCUCCUCCGCUUCCUCUCAUCGCCCACCAAAUGGAAGUUCAUCAAAGGUCCCCUGAACGUGAUCGACCUGCUGGCCAUCCUUCCUUACUACGUCACAAUCUUCCUGACCGAGUCCAACAAGAGUGUUCUACAGUUCCAGAACGUUCGGAGGGUGGUUCAGAUCUUCCGGAUCAUGCGUAUCCUUAGGAUUCUGAAGUUGGCGCGUCAUUCCACAGGGCUGCAGUCUCUAGGAUUCACCCUGAAGAGGAGUUACAAUGAGCUGGGUCUACUCAUCCUCUUCCUGGCCAUGGGCAUCAUGAUCUUCUCCAGCCUCGUCUUCUUCGCAGAGAAGGACGAGGAUGACACGAAAUUCAAAAGCAUCCCAGCCUCCUUCUGGUGGGCUACCAUUACUAUGACCACGGUGGGUUAUGGGGACAUUUACCCUAAGACUCUGCUGGGUAAGAUUGUGGGUGGUCUCUGUUGCAUCGCAGGGGUGCUGGUGAUAGCCUUGCCCAUUCCCAUCAUCGUCAACAACUUCUCUGAGUUCUACAAGGAGCAGAAGCGCCAGGAGAAAGCUGUGAAGCGGCGGGAGGCACUGGAGAGGGCGAAACGCAAUGGGAGCAUCGUCUCCAUGAACAUGAAGGAGGCGUUCGCCCGCAGUGCCGAGCUGAUGGACGUGGUGGUGGAGAAGAGCGAGAGGCCGCUAACGCAAGACAACCACCUGUCACCCAGCCACUGGAAGUGGACACCUAAGCGGGCCACCACCGCCUCCGAGACCAGCUCGGCCCACUCCUUCAACCCUGUGGAGUCGCAGACCGGUUCCCCCAUCAAGGCCAGGGCCUCCAGUCCUCAGGGGCUCAACCCUCAGAAGCUGGAGGAGAUGUAUAACCAAAUGGCCAAGACCCAGUCACAGCCCAACCUCAACGCCAAAGACAAGAGCUCCAGGGCUGGCAGGCAGAGGGAUAGGGAUGAGAUGGAGCUGGGGACCAUCCCUGGGGGUCCAGGGGACCCUAUGCUAGGGGGUCGAGAGGGGGUGGGGGACAUGAAGAGCCUGUCUAGUAUUGACAGCUACAUCAGCUGUGCUGCAGACUUCCAAGAGAAUCCACGUGGUGUCUACGCCCAUAGUCCAGCCUACGGCCUGGCCCUCCUGGCUCAGGAGACCAGCCGCUUCUCCAACAUCAACCCAGUCACGGCCCUCUCUGGGCGGGUCAGCACCAACCCUGGCCUCCAGACCACCCUGGAGCAUGAGCCCUUGCUGGAUCCACUCUCUGCUGUGAAGCCUGCAGGUUCUGGCAACACUCGUCACUUUAACAACCCUCUAAAGGGUGGUGGCCUUUCCUACAAGGUGAACUACCGGAGCAGUGGAGGGGAGUCAGUGCCAGGACCAGGCCCAGGCCCUUCCCCCAGCAGCGGUGGUCCUCUCUCAGACAGUUCCGUCCUGUCUGACCGCUCCCUGCUCAGCCCAGAGGCGUCCAUCUACACCACGGCCAGCAGCAGGACACCGAACAAGUCCCCUGACAGCUCCACCCUGACCACAGCCCUGACCUCCACACCGGCCGUCUUCACUUUCCACGACUCCUCCAUCAGUAAGUACAUUGACGCCGACACAGACGAAGACGAGCACCUGCGGGACAUGUCGGAGGCCACCAGCCCCUCGGAGCGCCUGUUGGCCGGCUCCAGUCCCCCCAAACACAGCAGGAACAUCAACAGCGGCUACAACCAGAGAGGCAUCAACCACCUGGCACCAAGCACCACCCAGCGGAUGCUGGGGCAGAACUGCCUAUUCCCUGGCCUGGAUGAGGGGACGCGGGGGAGCGGGGGCCACACGGAGAACCAUGUGGUUCCAGAGCUGCCUCGCAGGUCCAAAGGGGACAGAGGAAGGUCUAGUGCCAUGGACAAGAGUCUCUGA